AGCCAGUUUUCCCCUCCUUGCCAUUGGCACAUUUUUGUUUCAGAAAAACAUAUCGAGGAUUUGUAUCAUGAAAACAACUCUUAUCACAAUGCUCUUCAUGCCGCGGAUGUUGCUCAGGCUAUCUACUGCCUUUUGAAAGAACAACGAGUUAAUAAGUGCAUAUCUGCUUUCGAAUAUAUGUGUGCAAUUCUGGCCGCCAUUUGCCACGACAUAGACCAUCCUGGCGUUAAUCAGUCAUUUUUAGUCAAAUCCAAGCAAAUGCUGUCAAUAUUCUACACGUCUUCUUUACUAGAAAAUCAUCACUCAAAUGUAACCACCUCGGUUCUUCUUCAAUCAAAAGCAUUUUCUGAUUUUUCCACCCGCCCCAAUGUAAAAGGUUUAAUACUGGCCACUGACAUAACCAGACAGGAUGAAUUUCUUCAAAACAUCCAAGUAGAUUGUAAUUUUGUGCUGAAUAUAGUUCCAUCAAAGGACUUGACAGAAAGACGUUAUGGUCAGGAAGAUUACGUGCUUACAGACGACGACAGGAAACUUGUCGCCAUCAAGUGUGCUGAUAUCUCGAAUCCCUGUCGGCAGUGGGCCGUCAGCCUCCUGUGGGCAAACUGCAUAACGGAGGAAUUCUUCCUUCAAGGUGAUCGAGAGAAUCUACUUGGACUUCCAGUACUACCCACGAUGAACCGAAAAACUACCACUAAGGCUAAAGUCCAAAUAGGUGAGUCCUACGAUGAUGUGCUUUUUUCCUUUUCAUUGGCACUUGUUCCCCUUGCAUGUUUGGAACGGUCCAGUUACUCCCAGUCACCGCGUACGUUGACUGCAGUUUAA
This is a messenger RNA of Mesocestoides corti, 822 nucleotides long. The record is from the annotation of a GenBank genome assembly. Lineage: Eukaryota; Metazoa; Platyhelminthes; Cestoda; Cyclophyllidea; Mesocestoididae.